This is a messenger RNA of Apodemus sylvaticus (European woodmouse), 234 nucleotides long. It is a transcript of the gene Sprr4, whose product is annotated as small proline rich protein 4. Lineage: Eukaryota; Metazoa; Chordata; Mammalia; Rodentia; Muridae. The coding region runs from base 1 to 234 and encodes 77 amino acids. The record is from RefSeq and is a predicted model, not a curated record. The transcript has a single exon.
AUGCCUUCCCAUCAGCAUCAGAAUCAGCAACAGUGCACACCACAAGUCCAGCAGCAGCAGGCGAAGCAGCCCUGUCAGCCACCUCCUACCAAAUGUCAAGAGGCAUGUGGGCCCAAAACCAAGGAUCCAUGUGUUCCUCAUGCCAAAAAACAAUGCCCAACGAGGAGCACAGCUAACCCAGCUCAGCUGAAGUGCCCUUCUGCACAUCAAGACCCUAAGUGUAAACAGAAGUAA